Ctenopharyngodon idella (grass carp) is the source of this 6536-nucleotide messenger RNA. Its product is annotated as olfactory receptor 19-like. Lineage: Eukaryota; Metazoa; Chordata; Actinopteri; Cypriniformes; Xenocyprididae. Gene Ontology annotation, biological process: G protein-coupled receptor signaling pathway. The transcript has a single exon. Gene Ontology annotation, molecular function: olfactory receptor activity; G protein-coupled receptor activity. Gene Ontology annotation, cellular component: membrane. The record is from RefSeq and is a predicted model, not a curated record. Bases 3096 to 4118 code for a protein of 340 amino acids.
AGAGGCAAUAACAGUAUUUGAUUUUAUGUAACCAGUUAUAGUUAUAUAAUAAAUUUACUUACUUUUAGUUAGUAAUUACAAAUAAUAUUAAACAAAUGCAUAACAUACACUAAAAAACAAACAAACUAAACAAUCAAAUGACUGGCAGCAACGGCUGACAAACAAAACCCGCAAAAUUAAAGUAAAAUAUCCUAAUUUAAAUAAAGUGCAAAUACUUUAACAGAAUUUUUCAUGAAACAUUUUACAAAAAAACAAAAACAGUCUUUAUUUUACAGUCUUUUCCUGAAUUAUUAUGAUCAAACACCUUCACUGUGGAAUGUAAAUCUCUUGCAGUUAAUCAUUUCAGUAACACAUGUAUGAACUAACGCACACACAGGCAUCACUGCAUUGAUAACUACACAGUUAAUGCUUUUCAAACAAAACAACCUGAAGCACAACAUCAAUGUUUUCUGGUCCAUCCUCAACUGAAGCACAGGCACUACUCUUCAGCACAAUGGUAACCUCACAAAACUCAGACAAUACAACACUUUAAAUCCCAUCAUAAUAGAACAUUAAACACUAACAGAUCUCUCUAGAUCUCAGCAGAGGAUGAUUACACAACUACAAAACAACAGUUUCACUUAUUACAAACCAGUUUGACUUUAUUUCUUUCAUACAUGCACAAAGGUUUUUAUUGAGAAUUAACAGAGGUUUAGAUGUCUUAUUGACAAUAAUGGUUUAGUUUGAAGUCAGCAUUAUGGUUUUUUAGUGUUUUUGUUAAUUGGGCUCUUGACUUAUUAAUAUAUAUAGUAAUAACUAUGUGUUUAUAAAACAUGUUUGUUGAAGCAUGGUGAGCCAACGUAAUUAUCAUCAUCAAUUGCUUAAACACACUUCUUGAAAUUGUGCCUCCUUUUCUCAAAACUCUAAACACAAAUCCAUAACUUCUAACCAAAUUCCCCAAACUUCCUAUUUUCAGGUCAAAAUGAAGCUCUCCACUCAAAACCAUUCAAUCUUGCUGAAAAACCAAACUCAUGCCCUCAAAAAAAAAAAAAACAAACAAACACACAAGCCCUUAAAAAACACACACACUACAAUAUAGUCUUACACACUAGUGAGAUCAAUUCAAAACACUUUUACAAAAACCUCCUUUUGGCAAUCAGGUAUCAUUUUACAGAUCAAUGUCUAACACAGUUAUACAACAUAAAUAGAGCAGAUAUAUGUUAUAUAUAGCAGAUACAGUGAAAUUCAACAGUAAGCUUUUAGAAAAGUUUAUCUUCAUUACACUGUAAAGAGAUCUUUCAGUAGAUGAAAAGCACUAGAAGAGAAAAGUUGAAAUACUAAAGAAUUGAACAUAAAUCACAGAACAGUAAAAAAAAAAAAAAAAAUAAACCAAUUCAACAUCCUCGACCAAAUUGCAUUACAGUACUGGUAAUGACCAUAUUUGCCAUACUAGUUUCUUAGUCUUCUGACAAAAGACUUUCUCUCCCUCCCCUCAGUUCUUCAAAAAUAUGAAACAUAAGAAGUACUUAUGGCUACAAAUCAAUUUGACAAUUAUGCGUUUGAGGGCGAACAACAUGUGCUCCAGUAUUUACUGUACAUAGAAUGGUGAAAUUUCUCUCAUCUAAACUGCUGCUACUGUGUACUGUAAUUAUACUGUAUGUGUAAGUAGUAUAAAAACCCUGUAGAUGAGCCUGUAGACCAACUGCCCUCAUGGUCUACACAAGAACACGGUCAACUAUAGUGAUUUGUACUUCAAUGUCCUUUGACCCAGUCACCUAUUUAUAUUAUCCUGAGAUUCUGAUUGGUGUGUCAUCAGUUUUGCUACUCGAUGUUUACACAUGGAUAAAUGUGUGCUAUUUGAGUUAAUUAUAUUAUGUGUUUUCUGAAUGAGAACAUGGUUAAACCUGUGCUAAAUGAUGGCAUUUUUUGUGUAAAAAAUUCUGAGACUAUAAUACACAAUAAUAUAAGAUUAAUAAGUUAUGUAAAUGAUUAGAUUUUGGAUAAAAUCAAUGAAUUUGACCACUACAUGAUGAUUACUGUAUUUCAUCAUCAUUAGUUAGCCAACUUCACCUGAUCACAUUUUCUACAUUACACACCGGGUGCAAUGCGACACCAGGAACGACGCAAGUGUUUUUUGUUAGUUUCAGCUCGACACGGUUAUCAUUUUCACGUCCAGCGCCCACGUUGUUUAAAUAGCAAAUGUAUUCACACCCAUCCAUUCACCCAUGGCGCAUUCAGGCGCAUUGUUGCCUUGUCGCUAUUUUGAGGCAACUGAAAACAAAAAAUAAAAAAUAAAUAAAAUACUACAACUGAAAACAACUGCGCUAUCGACCAGCAAAAACCUGGUCUAAAGUCAAUGGCGCAGUCAUUUUCAGUUGUAUUUUAUUUAUUUAUUUAUUUAUUUUUUGUUAUUUAAAGGGCUUGUUAGUAAUAUGCGCCUAUAGGCGGGUGUACAACGCGCGUAUACUCUGCUUGUUACACACAUGGACAUGCAGCAGCAUGCCAAAUAUUAAAAAUAAAAGGAUUAUAAUGUAAAUUAUUAUUAUUACGUACAUAAAGAUAAAAAUGCCUGUCAUAAUGGAUAGUCAUUGCAUGUAUCAGUAUUACCUAUUUGCAGUAAGGACGAAUGAAGGCUUAUUAUUAGGGCCCUAUAUCAUCAAGUAGUGUCCGACAUCACCUCAUGUUCUCUUAAAUUCUAAAGAAUUUUAAAAAAUGUAACCUUAAACAUUAUGGAGCACCAAAUGAUUAGCAGUAUAAAACUUUCUCUUCUCUAUGGAUUAGUAUCAGUGGCAGUGCCAGUUCUGUGCUGUGAUUGGUCGGCUGACAAGUCCAUCGAGGCCUGGCAUUUGUAGUACAACUGAUCGACUGAAGGGUAUAUAGUUCAGUAUGUAACAGGUCGGGGAAAGUCUUUUUUACAGUGCUGUGUGCCUGUAUACAGCAGAGGUCCUCUUCACCUUUCUGUGAGUUCAAGUUUUCAAAGAUGUGUAUUAACCUUAAUGAUCAUGAUUGCUUUUAAUGAAAAUCAUUAGAACAUUUUCUGUCUGUCACUAUGUUGCUUGCCUUAAAAUAUAUGUUGUACAGAAAUGCCAUGCCAUUUCAAAUGAUUUCUUAUCGCAAUGACUAAACACACUUAUUUCUGCCCUGACAGGAUGAACACAAGAUCAGUGAUUGAACUGACCAUGAAUCAAGAUUUCUCUGAAAACAGGAAUAUUUCUACACCAUCUUAUUUCUACAUCAGUGGUUUUUCUGGUAUACCUCACAUGAGAUACUAUUAUAUAUUUCUGUUUUUUGUUUACAUAAUUUCUUUGCUUGGAAACUCCUGCCUCAUGUUUGUUAUAAUUAUGGACCGAAAUCUUCACACUCCUAAAUAUAUGUCUGUCUUUAACUUAUCACUGACAGACAUUUGUGAGAGUACUGCUGUAAUCCCUCAGCUACUGGACACAUUUUUGUUUGGGAAUCAGCUGAUCCCUUAUGGAUUAUGCAUGUCCAAUAUGUUCUCCAAUAUUUUAUUUUUUGCAGUGCAGUCACUGACUCUCGCUGUUCUCUCGUAUGACAGAUUAGUAGCUAUUUGUUUACCACUGAGGUAUCAUAUGAUUGUGACCCAUAGAUCAAUGCUUGUUAUAAUUAGUUCUUCAUGGACACUGGCACUGUUGCUAACAAUAACUGGAGCAAUUUUCAUGAGCAGACUUUCUUUCUGCAAAGUUAUUGUCACCGUUAACAGUUUCUACUGUGAUCAUGGACCUAUAUAUCGUUCUGCAUGUAACAAUAAUUUCCCAAGUUCUGUGAUUGCCAGUUUGUUCCCGGCAAUUAUCCUUGGUUUCCCAGUAUUUUUUAUUAUCUUUUCAUAUACAUGCAUAGCUGUAACAUUGUUUAGAAUCACAACCCCACAAGACCGUCAAAGAGCCACAAAGACAUGUACUGCUCAUUUAAUAUUAGUGGCUAUAUUUUAUGUUCCCAUCACUUUUACAUAUGCUCUUUCAUCCAUUAUUAACACUAACACAAGGAUCAUCAAUCUCUCUCUGACCACUGUGCUUCCUCCAAUGCUUAACCCUAUAAUCUACACAUUCAUGACAGAGGAGUUCAUGGUGUCUGUGAAAAGACUUCUUAAAAGACGAAUCACAUUUUUACCUUGGAAGUAAACCUUUUCUCCCAAUUUAAAUAUACCAUUAAUUUUAUAUUCUCUGUUGUGAAGUUCAUUUUUAAAACAGUUCUUCAUACAAUAAAUGCGAUUUAAGUCAGUCUUUUAUUUUGAAGCACAAAAUUGCCAUUCAUCAUUUCUAUAGGCAUUUUAGAAUUUUUUUCAAUAAAGAGUUCUAAGCUUUGAAUCAAUCUAAGCAGUACUGAAACAUUUGUAACAUUUAAAAACAAAAUCCCAUAUUAAAGGUGAAGUGUGUAAUUUCAAUUAUUUAUUCAUCUCAUUUUUUUUUUUUUUCUUGUGAGUUUAAACAAAGGGGGAUGUUUUGUUGAUUUGUGUGGGUGGCUCUCAUUGUAGAAUAUAUGUGCAUUAAAUAUGCAACAGUGCUCCUCCAUCAAUAUUAGUAUUGUAAUUUCACUGUUUUUCUGUAAAAUACAAUUAUUAUUAUUAUUAAAUAGUUCAUUUUUAUAUUGCAGUACAAUAGUAUUAUUAUAUAUUUCUUUAUGCGUUUAUUAUUUUUAUACUUUAAUAAACUAAAAAUAAUAUUGUUAUAAUAAUAACAACUAUUAUUAUAUUGUAUAUUUAUAUUCAUUGGGUCCCAUAAAAAAUAAAAACAUUGUGGAUGAAGUAAAGAGAUUAACUCCGUCUGUAAUGUACUCACAACAGCAACAUGUAGUGUGAGAAGAACAGUGAUCCGAUGACUUUUAAAAUUGUGUAGUGUCUUCCCGGCAUUAGUCUUGGAGUUUGUUAACUUAAAAACUUUGAUUUAACUGAUUGUCUCAAUUUUUUUUUUAAGUUCUAAAAACUCUUUACGCUGCCAGAUCUGAGCCACAAGCAGGCCAUAGCAAUGCCACAUGUCGGCCAAGAGCAAAGAAAUAAAUCAGAACUGGACCUUAUCUGAGCCACAAAAUCUUUCUAUAUUACUCAUAGAAUCAUCUUAGCAUUAACAAGCAGAGUCACUGAAGGAAAGGAGAGAACAGAAAAAAGAGACCAACAGAAACACAAGAGCUACAACUGACUUCAGCCACAGCCUUAGAUGAAAUCAACUGAAGAUAAAAGAAGACAUUAAAUCUCUCCAGAUCUCAGCUGAGGAUGAUUAAACAACUCCACAAAUAGCAUUACAGCUUCACAUAUUACUAACCAGAUUGACUUUAUUUCUGUCAUUCAUCUACAGAAGUUCUUAUUAACAGAAGUUUAACACUCUUUUGUUUCAUUUGAAGUCACCAUAAUGGUGAUUGCUGUUUCCAUUAGUUGGGCUCUUAACUCUUAUAAUGUGCUUGUUUUCUCUGGCUACUGUGACAGUGUGUUUGUCAGUCACAUUUGCAGUAGUAAAGAAAGCGGAAAUGAGAUCAGAUGAUGGUUUUAUAACCAUCAUAAAAUAGCCUGGAUCACUGAUUUCAUUAGAAUGUAAUAGCUGUGUUGUACCAUUAAUACAUUUAAAUUGCAAACUCUGUUUUAUUGCAAUAUGAGAUCACACUGUAUGGUUGAAAUCAGUUAGAAAACUAAAGAUAAACCCAUGAGCAGAAAGCAAUAAACUACACUGACAAACACAGAUAUGAGCAAUCAGCUUACAAAUCUCAACAACGGUGACAACAAAAUAUUCAGACAAUCAGAUCAACUCUGGACAUCCCAAAAAGCUACUAAAAGACAGAACAAAAACUACAGCAAAAAAUAAAAGCAAAUAGUUAGAAUUAAAGAAAAUAAUAGGACACUUCAACUGCAUAAUUUAUUCAUGCUGUGAUGCAUGCUGGGAGUUUUGUAUUAUUGAUCCCAGCAUGCAUUGCGGCAUGACACUUUUGAUUGUCACCAUAGUUAAAAUUCAUGUGCUGAUUUUUGAUGUCUUUGUGUGUCAUCUUAAAAACAUUUUUUUUUUAUUUUAAUUUUUUAAGGCCUUCCACACACACACGAAGAUUUUAAGCCGAUUUGCACCCCUGAAUGAUCAGGGGGCGUGGCCCGAUUUGAGGCUUAUCGUAAACUAUUUUUUUUGUCCGAAAAAUCCUCUAUUGUGUGGUGUCAUUACUAUUAUUUAACUGCUCCCAGUUGAGACGCAGUGUCCCCGAUUCUUUAGCUUAAAUUUGGCAGCCACAAACAUGCCUCAAAAGUGGAGUAUUGAGACAGAUCACCCAUGUUCCUUUUUUUCUAUUUUGUUUUUUCACUCUAAAGCAGAAUGUGUGGCAGGAGAGCCUGCUGACAACGUCGAUUGUCCUCCAUUUGUUUUUCUUCUCAAGUCAUGUUUGAUGUCACUUAUGUCACUCCAGUGAGAAUAUUCUUCCAGCAUCACUCCAUCUCCACCUUUACCCAGCAGGCACAGGAUGUACUCCAACAUCGAUCAGACAUUGGAUUUUGGUGGAAAAUGAAAAUCAGGUUGACAUCUUAAUCCAUUGUUUGUUUGAUGUCAAGGUCCAAUGUUAGGCAGAUGUUG